Nerophis lumbriciformis (worm pipefish) is the source of this 7623-nucleotide messenger RNA. RefSeq names its product sickle tail protein. The record is from RefSeq and is a predicted model, not a curated record. Gene Ontology annotation, cellular component: cytoplasm. NCBI's taxonomy places the organism in Eukaryota, Metazoa, Chordata, Actinopteri, Syngnathiformes, Syngnathidae.
UUCGCUCCUAGCAAUUUGUCUCAUGGCAAAGAAAGUCUCAAAGCUGUGAUCUUCUCUUCCUCGCUGCCUCUCCUUCAGCCAACUCCUCCUUUUCUGUUCCCCCCACUUCUGUCACAGCUGAUGUUUUUUGGCGCAGCAACUCGCAUCGACCCACACGCUCGUUUUGCGCUUCUUUUUUUUUUUUAAUCCUCCCGUAAAUUCCGCCGGCGAGCGAAGGCAAGCGCUUGAUUCCUGACUCGGCUCGCCGGAAUCGUCGUCUGACAUGCGAAGAGAGCGCACGCUCGGCCGGACUCUGGGGACAAGAGACGGAGAGAAAGACGAGGAUGAUUGAGGGAGGAGGAGGAGGAGGAUUGGAAGCGGCACGGGAAGAACUCUGGGGAUUGACGUAACGACACCAAGCAGGGCGCUCACAUCUGGAACAGUUUGAGCAGCUGCACCUGAAGGAGGACUUUCUCUCUUCGCAUUUUUUAUUGACCCUUUUUUUCUUCUCCGGACCGACUCCUGGCAUGCUCAACAAAUAAGACUCAAGACCAAGAACAAUGGGCUAACAUGGAAACCAAACACUCGAGGUAGGAAUGAUGAGCCUUAUCAGAAGCUCCGUCAAGCAGUGACCGUAAGAUUUAUGACUCUGUUAGUUUUGGCAGAGUUUGUCCUGCCACUCCACAGGUUUAGUUUGUUUUGGAAGAAGAUCCCAGGAGGCCACGUCAGGAGAGGAGACCAUCUUCAAAAGAGCUAAUAACACCCACCCCCCUCUCCUUUAGUCCUAGGCUUCCCAAAAGUUCCCUCCCUCCUUUGGCCUCCCAGCCUACCUGCACCAGUCACAACACGCUGGAGAGCCACCGGGAGCUGAGGGAAUCCACAGGACGCGGCCGGAGUCACACCGACUGAGCUCUACCGCCACGCAGCAUGUCUAAAGCCUCCAGGCUGGCCCGGCCUCCGUCGGCCAGGGCCGCGUCCAAGCUGCCCUCUCCCAGGAAGGAAUGCCCCGGCACGGCCGCUAUGGCCGGUCAGGCCCGGCUCCUCAGCGUGGGCGAGAAGCUGAUGAGGGCGGGCACUGACAGCUUGUUGACCAAACAGAAAUCGGUAUCAGCCGCCGGGCCCCAGGACAAGGCACGGGGCCCGGGUGAAGCGGGACCGGCCAUGGAGUCCAACCCUUCUAAGAGCAGAACCAGCCUGCCUAAAGCACCCAGACAGGAACAAGGCUCUGUACAGAAGCAAACCAAGAGCAACCUGAGGGUCACUUCCCCCGAGGACACCGAGCACGCCACACGAAGACAGGCCCCGCCGAAUGGGACCCAGGCCUCUAAGGGCGGCCGCAGCGUCCCGCGCAGGCACACGCUAGGGGGGGCCCGCGGCAGCCGAGAGAUCCUGGCCAUGCAGCCCCCUGACAUGGACAAGAAGAGGGAGGCCUUCCUGGAGCACCUCAAGCACAAGUACCCCCACCACGCCUCCGCCAUCAUGGGGCACCAGGAGAGGUUGCGGGAGCAGAGUAGAAGCCCCAAGCACAGCCACAGCCCCCUGCCUGGCGUGGGCGACCAAGUCGACCACCUCUCCUUGACUUCGCUGGACUCGCUGGAGGCCAUGUCUGAGGUUGAAGUGCCAUUGGGCUUCACCCGGGGCACCCGGAUACGCGCCAGCCUGCCCGUGGUGCGGUCCACCAACCAGACCAAGGACCGCUCGCUCGGCGUGCUCUACCUGCAGUACGGAGACGAAACCAAACAGAUCCGCAUGCCCAACGAGAUCACCAGCAUCGACACGAUCCGCGCCCUGUUCGUUAGUGCCUUCCCUCAGAUGCUCACCAUGAAGAUGCUGGAGUCGCCCAGCGUGGCGGUCUAUGUCAAAGACGACAUGAGGAACAUGUACUACGAGCUCAGCGAUGUCAGGAACAUCACAGACCACUCCUGUCUAAAGGUAUACCACAAGGACCCGGCACAGGCGUUCAGACCGACCAAUGGCGAUUCCAGGAUGCACAUUGAGAUGGCGAAUCCUCCGAGACAGCCCCCCAUGGGCCCUCCGGCCCAUCAUCCUUUGCAGGCGGGACUACCCCCGUCACCGCACUCCAUGCAGCCUUCUCGAAUCCCGUUCAGCCCGCGACAGGCCUCUCUGCCCGGCAACGGCACCACGCCCAGGGAGCGCCUGUCCACCGCCAACCCUCCGGCCCGCUCUAUCUCCCCGUGUCCCAGUGCCAUCCUAGAGAGGCGGGACGUCAAGCCGGAUGGGGACAUGAGUGGGAAAACUCACAGCCUCAGCAGAGGAAAUGAGGGCUUGUACGCGGAUCCCUUCCUUCUCCAGGAGGGAAGGAUGAGCAUGGCGGCUGCACACGGGCCACACCCAAGCCCUGGGCAUGAUUGUCCAGACCACGGCAUGCCUGGAUUCCACCGCGCCUCUAUCCGCUCCACAGGUUCUUACAGCGGCCCCAGCCCCACAGACUCCAUUGACCACCCCUCCCUGUACAGGCAGAAGUCUCGAAACAGCCAGCUGCCCACUCUGGGGUCCAAGACCCCUCCUCCAUCCCCUCACCGCAUAGGUGAUGUACGGAUCAUCGACAUCCACGGCAGUGUCCCCAUAGAGAGGAGCUCUCCUGUCCGCCAGUCCUUCAAGAAGGAUGACGUCACGGGCGCCAAGCCCAGAAACAACACGGGAUCCUCCGAUCCUCAAGGGUCCAUCCCGCCUGCAAGUGACAAUCAAGCACGAGAGCGAAUGAAGGCAAUGGAGCAGCAGAUUGCCAGCUUGACUGGCCUUGUUCAGCAUGCACUUUUAAAGGGGCCUGCCAGUGAGAAAACCUCAAAGACGUCGUCUCCAGCUCACAGUGCACACAGCUCAGGUGACUCACCAGUGCCGCCUGCCAAGUGCAAUCCCUCCAAUGUGGUUUGCCCAGACAAGACCCAAGUUCCUUUCAAAGCCAACCUGCUGCAGUUCAGGAAGAACGUCUCUGACCUCAGGAUGCAACUCCAUCAAAUGAGACAGAUGCAGCUCCAGAACCAGGAGGUACUGCGUGUGCAGCUGAAGAGAGCCGAACAGGAAAUCGGCAUGAAGCUUGCAGAGGCGGUGCGGCGUCUGGACGACCCGGUCCAGAAGCAGAGGGCUUCGGUAGAAGAGGACCGGCAAAAGUACUUGAGCCUGGAGGAGCGUGUGCUAGUACAGCUCGGGGAUCUGGAGCAGUACGUGGUCUCUCUGCAGAAGGACUCAUCAGGGACUCACAGAGCAGUGACCCUGAAGGACGUGGAAGAGGGGGCGGUGACCCUAAGGAAAGUUGGAGAAUCUCUGGCAGGUCUCAAAGGAGAGUUCCCGACCCUGCAGACCAGGAUGCGCUCUGUCCUCAGAGUGGAAGUGGAAGCCGUAAAGUUUUUAAAGGAGGAACCUCAUAAACUGGACAGCAUGCUGAAAAGAGUCAAGAGCCUGACGGAUACACUCAGCAGUCUGAGAAGAAGUGCCACUGAGGGCCUUCAGAAAGCAGCCGAUACAAACAUCCCAGGGGACAACAGCCCAUCUGUAGCAGAGGACCCCCUCCCAGCAUCGGUCCAACCUCGCUCCACAGCACCCCCUCUGGAGUCCCAGAGCUCCACCGCUAAAUCGGAGGUUAACCCCGCUUCUCCGGUGGUCCUCCAUCAUAUCGAGAGUGCCCUGAUCCACUCACAGCAGUCUGCCAGUUUGUCAGCCGCUCAGCCCAGUUCCACACUUACCCCCAGCCUCACUCACUCCAACGCCCCCAAUCUCAGCAAGACCCAAGGCCGGGAAUCCCCCAAAGCGUCAGCCGCGGAGCCACCCGGUCCAGCCCAUCCUAAGAAGCCAUGUGGCAGCCCGGUGAACCAUAACAACCGGACCAUCGGCCAAGAUCUUGUUAUUGGGGAGCUGCAAACCAAUCAGGACAAACGCAGAAACAGAGCCGUGUCUAUAGAGGCAGCAGAGAAGGAGUGGGAGGAGAAGAGGCAGAACAUGGGUCAGUAUGAUGAAAAAGAGUUUGAGAAAAUUCUUCAAGAGGCUGAGGCCAACAUGACAAAAGGACUUCCCAGUCCAGAUGGGACGUCUAAUCCCGGGGUGCUGCCUGCAAACGCCCAAAGCCCUCUACAGUCCCCAACAGAGCCCCGGCGUGAGCCUCUGUCGGACAAAGCAUCCAAGAAAGUCCCGGAGAAACUCCCAAAGCCAAUGCUGGAGAAAGCUGCCAAGCCCGUGCUGGAUAGACCCUCCAAGACUUCCCCCAAACCUGCGUCCCCCGACAGUUCUCACAAGCUGGCAUCUGAAAAGGCCACCAAGUCCCCGCCACCACCACCUCCCAGGAAGACCUUCACCAGCUCCAGCUCAGGGAUGACCACCACACGGUGUGGGGAGGUGGUGUACACCAACAGGAAAGACUCCGCGUCAGCUCAGGAGGGUGAAGACGAUGAUGUAUUUCCUGUUGCCCAAAUCAAGCCCACCAAAGCUGCACCAACAGAAGCCAAGAAUCCCGCAGCCCCAACUCUCGUUGUUGCCUCUUCUGCCAGGGAUGAGGAGGAUGAAGGUGACAAGAUCAUGGCAGAACUUCAGGUUUUCCAGAAAUGCACAGUUCAGGAGGUAGGGGUGCAAAACGUGGUGGAACCCACCACUCGAAUUGAAGCCCAAAUAAGAGAACUAAGAACAGGGCCCGUGCUGCCCGUCAAAGAGAAGAAGAACUCAGAGCCCAAUCGUGACGGAAAAGAUCCAGACACUGAUGAAAACGGGAACACUACUGUGCGGCAAAGCCAAGGGGUCAUUUACUACGUGACUGGAAAGAUUCCAUCCCAUUCGGGAACAGAAGAAACCCAUGAACACGGGGAGCCCGCCCAGUCUCCAACACAGGUGUCAAAUGUCACUGUUAAUGACAAUUCUUCAGGCCAACCACUGUCACAGCCUUCCAAGUCACCACCGCCCAAAUCUCCACCGCCUAUUUCGCCCAAGCCUGUGGGACUGAAUGGAUUCAAACUGCCCAGGAAGCCCAUGAAACGCUCGGCGUCCUUAAAAACUAGCGCGGAGAUGGAGAAGGGGAAGAACCUAAACAGAAUCAACGCAGAAAAGAAGAGUCCGUUUAUUCAGGAGUCGGUUUCUUCCACUAAGAAUGUCAAUCCUGAGACUGCAGCAGCCGCCGCAGUCAGUACUGCAAGAGUGGUGACCAAACGUCCUGCCCCGCUCCCUCCACUCAGGAGGUCUUCAAAUGAGGACAGCAAUCCGCCGAAACAAAGCUUGGAGGUGGGAAACGAAGAAGCAAGCUUGAGUCCUGACGCAGGAGAAGAAGCACCACCUCCCCCUGACAACAUUGGCUUUAUGAUCACUAACACUAAAGUUCAGGCGCUGUCUUGUGGCGAGUAUCAGGAACUGGUCAAUGCCAAGAAAGGAGGCGUCCGGACGGUGACUGUAGGCGAUGCCACAAGCCGAGGAAGCGCCUCAGAAGAUUCUGCCGUGUCACUGGAUAAUGGCUUCAGUAAGAAGCCCCUCAUCAUUAUUUUCGACGAACCCAUGGACAUCCGCUCGGCCUACAAACGCCUGUCCACCGUCUUUGAGUGCGAGGAGGAGCUGGACAGGAUGCUCGCAGCGGAGCGCAUCGAUGAGGAGAGCGAGGAGUCGGACACAGACCGAAGCAGCGGGCUGCAGGUGAAAGACAAAGGAUUCGUGGUCGACAGCAAAAAGGUCCGUUCUUCUCAGGGAGACCAAACCAGCCUGUCGUCGUCCUCUUCAUCUUUAGUCUCAGAAUCGGGAGACAGCAAGCAGGACGGCAAGAAAAAGUUCAAGUUCAAGUUCCCUAAGAAACAGCUGGCAGCACUGACCCAAGCAAUUCGCAUCGGCACCAAGUCUGGAAAGAAGACGCUACAGGUGGUUGUCUAUGAGGACGAGGAGGAGUCAGACGGGACAGUGAAGCAGCACAAAGAAGCCAAGAGAUUCGAGAUCUCACGCUCAAAGUUCUUAGCGGACACCGUCAAAGCACCGAGCCCGACCCCACUUAAGAGGCACAACUCCGACUCCAUCUGCAGGACCAACGAGAUACGUAAGAGCACGUACAAGACAUUGGACAGCCUGGAACAGACCAUCAAGCAGCUGGAGACCACCAUAAACGAAAUGGGUCCUUGCUCCCCCGAGGAACCUGUUUGCCCUGAGGUGAAAAAGGAAGAGAAAGUCUCGGAAGGCGUUGGGCUGAAGAGGUCGGCCUCUCUGCCUACCUCUAGAGGCUCGGCUCUUAAACUAGCUGGGAAGAGUUCAUUCCAGAAGAAGCCUAAACCUGUGCUCCUCCCACGCCCUGUAGUCAUCCCCAGCACCGCCAGCACCGCGAUCCCUACCCCCAGUGCCCCCAUCACCCUCCAGCAGAACACCAGUGUCGCUUCCCCCACUAGUCGGAUGCCCGUCCCUUCCACGGCGAAGUCCAGGCAGUCGCCAGCAACGACUGACAAAGCGGCGAAACAGCAAAAACUGCAGGAUGCUCAAAGGCAGUUCCGACAGGCUAACGGAAGUACUAAAAGAGUGGGAGGGGAUCAUAAAACGACUUCCCCCACUGUCUCUAAAAUCCCCGCUUUUUACCCUAGCGCGACUAAGAGCACCUCAGACGCCUGUAAUCCCACUAACGCCCCGCCCUCUUCCAAGUCCUCUCUGCCGUCCCCGCACGGCGCUCGCCCCGCCGCCCCCCACCCCUCCCACAUCCCCUCCCUGUCUAACGGGUGUCUCAAACCUCCCUCGCAGCACGCGGGCAAAGCCCUGGCCUUCUCCGCGCAGGCCCAGAACGGUCGCGUGCAUUCCUCCUCCUCCUCCUUCUCCUCUUCAUCCUCCUCUUCCACCCCCUCCCCUCUGUCGCCCACACCCGUGGGCCCGGGCGGGAAGAGCAUCCGAACCAUACACACCCCCAGCUUCACCAGCUACAGGGCCCACAACGGCAACGGCGGCAAAUCCUGCAUCCCGACAACCUCCACGGCGAAGGACGCUAUUUAGAACCUGCUACCCUCUUCAAGUCAUCUGGGUUUAUUUUCUAGGAAUUAAGUGAGCCCACUUCCUGUCUUAUUUUUCACUGACCAUAGUUUUUAACACAAUGUGGCGUUUAAAGUCUAUUUUUAUUCUGGUUUUUAACGAUAUAUAUCUGGCAGACGGUGUAGAGAUUGUCUUUUAUUUUUCAUACCAGAGCUUUUGGAUAUGCAUAGUAUAUUUAACGCCCUAGCCCUUGUAAAUGCCUUAUAAAGCCACUUUAAUGACUACUUUCUCAUCAACCCUCAACUGCCAAGAUCGAAAAUGGGAAAAAAAAAAAAAAUCAAGUGACGCCCUGAGUAAUAACAAGCGUGCCUAUUUGCCAAACCACACCUUUUUCGGGGACUUACCGUCGUCGGUAAUGUAAACAAUGGAUCACUCCUAUAGCAAAGUCAACGCCUCUACUAAGACAGUAAGUAGUUUUCUUAACAUACCAAAGUUUGUUUGUAUGCAUGCCUAUCGGGUAUUUUAGGAGAGUGCUGUAAAAAAUAAAAAAUAAUGUUUGCACAAAGUGACGUUGUAAAUAGCUGUCGGGUUGUUGUUAUUUUUUUUUGUAAAGCUUUAAGUCAUAUCACCAUGUUGUCAACAGCUCGUGCUUGUAAAGCAUCAAGCUUCCAUAUUUGGGUUUUCUGAUUAAAUGGCUUUACCGUGUUUAAAAAUAAAAAA